AUGGACAACACCUACUCGGAUAAUGUCAAUAGCUGGACAGAGAUGGAACCGGCUCUACCUGAACAAAUGGGCCGCCUUCGUCUUCCAACUCAGAACAUGGACCCGCCGGAACAAAAGGAUGAGUCACAGAUAAGCGAACUUCAUAGAAUGAAACUUGAUGACUACCCACCAAUGGAACGUCAGAGUGUUAUCACCAAUAAUACCAUGAGCUAUGAGAAUAAAGUUGACGCUCUCCCAAAUCAGCCGAUGUUCUAUGGCUUUGAAUACCCAACCACUUUCGGAAUGCUGGACCCAACAGCCCUUCAGAAUCCGUAUCCAUACCUUUAUACACUCCCAGUGAACCCACUCCCAACUCUAAAUGGGUUCUCCAAUCCAUCGUUGUAUGAUACAAACGUGCCACCGACUAUCAAUAUUCCGGCUACCUACACUACUCCCACAUCAACAUAUGAAUGUGUGAAGUGCUCUCAAACUUGUGGAACAGGAUCGAAGGCUGUGAAUGGAGGAAUGAUGUGUGCUAACUGCUCAAAGCCAACUGAAUAUCAGUCUCCAGUAGUGUAUCCGUCAGCUCUCAGCCAACCUCCAGUUUUGGAAAUUCCAUCUGAGCAACCAGUAGUGAAAGCAGCAAAGUCGUCUUCCAAGAAGAAUAAUAAUGUGAACAGAGGAAAUAACGGAUCAGCUUCCAGACGUCAAGGACUUAUUUGUUCUAACUGCAAUGGAACCAAUACUACUUUGUGGAGAAGAAAUGCUGAAGGAGACCCGGUUUGCAAUGCAUGUGGACUUUACUUCAAACUCCAUCAUGUUGCCCGUCCAACAUCAAUGAAAAAAGAGGGAGCCCUUCAGACUCGUAAAAGAAAAACCAAGAAUAGUGGUGACAGUUCCACUCCAUCCACCGCAAGAGUUCGUGAAAGAAAGUUCGAGAGAACUGCCGAGAAAGCUCAAAGAGCGUCAACUCGUCGUGCCGGAAGUGCCAAAGCUGAACGUGAACUGAGCACCGCUGCAGUUGCAGCUGUCACUACUCCUUAUGCAUCGCACGCCGACCUCUACCCAGUUUCAUCAACCUCCGUCAGUCUUCAGGAUCAAACUUAUAGUUACUACCAAUGGAACCCAACAACUGCUGGAUUGAUGAUGGUUCCAAAUGACCCAAGUCAACUCUACGCUUCAAACUAUCAAAACGGAUUCGUGCGUCCCGCCGAUAACAUCCAAGUCCAUGUCAUGCCAGUUCAAGACGAUGAAACCAAAGCUGCUGCUAGAGAUUUGGAAGCUGUGGACAACGACUCAUAA
Molecule: messenger RNA, 1281 nt
Organism: Caenorhabditis remanei
Lineage: Eukaryota; Metazoa; Nematoda; Chromadorea; Rhabditida; Rhabditidae
Exons: 8
Coding region: 1-1281 (426 amino acids)
Biological process (GO): cell fate commitment; negative regulation of transcription by RNA polymerase II; positive regulation of transcription by RNA polymerase II
Molecular function (GO): zinc ion binding; DNA-binding transcription factor activity, RNA polymerase II-specific; RNA polymerase II cis-regulatory region sequence-specific DNA binding
Source: RefSeq, a predicted model, not a curated record